CCCAAGCCUCGCCUCGCCUCGCCUCGCACCACAAAAAGGAUCGCGUGAACCGUACUCCCCUCCUUCCUUCUUUCCUGGAGCUCUUUACUCCACUUUCACUACUCAGUACUCACUCGUGACUCGUGAGUCGUGACACGCCACUCGAUUCACACAGACACGAGAAGCCCAGCAGCGGCAGCAGCAAUGGCGCCGCGCGCGUCGUGAGACGGACAGAGCCACAGCCUACAGCCUACAGGGGGCGGGCGAGCGGUGUUGGCGCUGGCGGUGGGGAGCGAUUAACCGGCUCAGUUUGCGCGCGCGCGCGCCAUGGCGGGCGGCCCGGCGAUGGCCCCGGCGGCCGCGUGGUGGCCAGGCGCGGGGGCGGGGGCGGGGGCGCAGGAGCAGGAGGAGAUGCGGUGGCGGCAGCUGGACGGCGGCGUCAGCGCCGUCUCCUUCGGCUUCGUCGCCACGGCCAUGCUCGUCUCCAUGUUCCUCGCCAUGGCCGUGCUCGAGCACUUCCUCCGUGCCCCGCCCAUGGGCCCGCCGGAGCCCUCGCCGCCCCGUGGACCAAGAGGGGUCCUCCUCCGCUUCCUCCGCCGCGGCCGCGGCGGACGCGGACCCCCCGGCGCGGAUCUCGAGGCGGCCAGGAAGCUCGACGCCGGAUGCGCGUCCCCCGAGAUGCCCGUGUAUUCCAAAGGCGUAUCUGUCCUGAUGCCAGGACAGGACGUGCCGACGUUCAUCGCGCACCCCGCGCCUGCGCCCUGCCCCCCAGAGAGGGUCCGAUGGCCGUUGCACCAGCCCGCUCCUUUCGCCAGUUCCUCGUCGAAUCCGUGCUAGCAUAUGGCCGCUAGACCGGAACACCGCUCUAGUGCUCUACCCAACGAUGAUCCACAGGGAGAGAGCACACCUCUGGUUUCUUCUGUGGCCAUGUCACCGGUUCCCUGGUGGGACGGGGAGCGGUUCUCUCCAUGCGUUGUACAGUUUGUUUAGAUGUCUGUUGUGGAGCAAGUUCUGCUGGCUCCUGCGGCUGCCUGUAUUAUGGCGGGAGAGGAGCGGCUAGUCUAGUGGAUCCAUGGAAUUGUUGCCGAUCCCACUUGCUCAGCCAGUAUUUAGAUGCUUCCCGCAAAAAAAAAAGAAGCUAGUGUUUAGAUGCUUUCGUUGUCGUUGGUCAUAGAGUCGUACUAGAUGUGUGUCAUGGAUGGAUGCACACGUCUUGUGUAAUUUCGCUGCAUAAAUGACUUGUAGCCUAUGGGACUUUCGCCCCCUGGGAGACUUGGGCUUUAGAGAUUUUGAAAUCUUUAUUCUA
Molecule: messenger RNA, 1285 nt
Organism: Triticum dicoccoides
Lineage: Eukaryota; Viridiplantae; Streptophyta; Magnoliopsida; Poales; Poaceae
Exons: 2
Coding region: 307-816 (169 amino acids)
Source: RefSeq, a predicted model, not a curated record